UGACGCUCAGGUUUGCUCGCUUGCUCGCAACAUGACUGGCUCACGAGAGGUUCGAGUGAUGACAGCUCACAGCCUUCAUUUCAACGCAACUUUGGAUCUCCAUGAUGACGAGAUGAAAACAGCGGUUUUUGAGUUCAAAGUUUUCAACAUAGUCAUCAUUGCCUUGGCCUUGUGUAUCCUCAUCAUCACCGCCAUCUACUGCAUCAGUAUGUGCUACAACCGCAGCAGGCAAUCAAAGAGAGCCCAGCUUUAUGAGAGCGCAGUGACCCAGGGGGAGCCAGCGGACCCCGUUGCAGUCAGAGCGGUGAAGAGGUCGAACAGUUUCAUCAACCCACUGGCCUUCUUUCGGAGAGCAGAAGCAGCUAAAGACAACUCGAGAAUCUAUUACAUCUACAGCAACCCGCUGCCUGUGGGAGCCAAGGAGGACGAAGAAGACACAGUCAGGCAAAUUGCGCUUCAACAGCUUCCGUCCAUUGAGGAGUACGCAGAGGACCCCAGCAGUGGAGUCAUUCUGGACCCACCGAUAUUUUACAUGCAGCUUUAGAAAUGUGAUCACGUCACAUCACAUUAUUAUGAGUGUAAGAUCUAGAGUCAAAUUUACAAUUGUAAUUGUCUCAAUGAAAAACAUGCCAGGUGUGAAAACAUUGGUGUAAAAAUCUUUGUAGCUCUGGAAAGGUUUUGCAAUGCUGUAAUGAUUUCAUCACAAUUAUAAUAGCCAAGAAGAUGUUGGAUUUAGAGCUCAAGUCUACAAACCUGAAGGAUGCUUACGAACGAUACAUCAUGGGAACUGUACAAGUCUGCAGUUUUAGGAGCUUGUCCAACAGUCAAAGGUCAGGAUGUGCUGUUCGAUUUUAAAUCUUUCAUUCAGUGGCACAAGACUAAGUCAGUGCCUUCCUUACCUUAAAUUAUCUAUUUAUUUCGGACACUGCCACUGUCAUGUUGUCCUUGCUUAGGUGAUCAAAUGUCAGAUUAAUAUGGGUAGGGAGUGUACCGAGGCGGGUCAAGGGCUGGGCAGGGCUGGGCUGUCCCCCCGCCCCUUGUCGGCCGGUCGUACCUCGAUACCUGGCUGACCCCCUAUCACGUGCCCUGCUCUUUUUUAAUGCAGUACACACCAGCUUGAGGGUGGGAUACAAUAAAUAAAAAUAAACAUACAUAAUAAUGUCCAAUCAAAUCUACACAUCCAUUGAAAUUUAAAAUACUUAAUAUUUAUAAAUACAUAUAGCAUAUGGAUUAGGCAGCUGGGGUGUGCGACGGGAGCCUGUGGUGGCGAGGGACGACGAGAGUGCGGUGGUCUCUGGAUUGGUGCCCGGUGGUGCUCUCCCUCCCCUCAAUUCAAGCAUGGGAAGGGAACAGGCCUUCAACCCAAAUUAAUGAGUUCAUUAUUCAUCUCUUUCCUUUCUUUAAAUACAUAUUUGUUUGAAAUUAGAACUUUUUGUUGUUGUUGUUUUUUUCUAAUAGUAUGAGUACUGUUUAAUUAUUAUAAACAUCCCUAAUAUUAUUACAUUUUUCUUUCAAAUAUGUAUGUACAGGUGCUUUCACCCACUUCACCGAUCUACAUCCACACACACCCACAGUUAUAUUCACAAAUGUUUGGGUCUUACUUAUUACUGCUUCGCAAUUAAAAAAACAGUGUGCUAACCCCUCGUUCACCGUGCCACACAGUAAACUAAACAAAUCCAAAACAUUUUUUCAGUGUACCUAAAAGGUUCUGCACAACAGUUUUGUCAUGCACAGUGUAUUAUGUUUUGUGUGUGUGUCUGUUUAACUCCAACACCAUGUUCUAUGCUUACAAAAACAGAAGUGAUGGUCUGGGCUGAGCUAGUUUGUGAUAAAAGCU
Phycodurus eques (leafy seadragon) is the source of this 1837-nucleotide messenger RNA. RefSeq lists its product as uncharacterized. The record is from RefSeq and is a predicted model, not a curated record. The transcript has 3 exons. Bases 32 to 544 code for a protein of 170 amino acids. NCBI's taxonomy places the organism in Eukaryota, Metazoa, Chordata, Actinopteri, Syngnathiformes, Syngnathidae.